Messenger RNA from Helianthus annuus (common sunflower), 533 nucleotides. RefSeq lists its product as uncharacterized. The transcript has a single exon. The record is from RefSeq and is a predicted model, not a curated record. Bases 50 to 382 code for a protein of 110 amino acids. Lineage: Eukaryota; Viridiplantae; Streptophyta; Magnoliopsida; Asterales; Asteraceae.
AUCUCUUACAUCAACAUAAAAAAAAAUUGUAACAAAAUAAUCUAACCAAAUGGGAAACUGUGUGAGAAAAGAUUCCGGCAACCAAUGGGAAUCUCCGGUAUCAUCACCGGAGAAACCUAAACUUUCCCAAAAGAGUCGAAGGAGAUCCGUGGCGGCAAACGAAGAUUCGGGUGACCGGUUUUGUUCAUCGGAUGUUAAAAAGCCGACGACUGAGGUGAAGAUUAAGAUAACAAAGAAACAAUUGGAGGAGUUGUUGGGUAUGAAGGAGAUGCAUGGGUUGACGUUAGAACAAGUGUUGGCUCGCUUGAUGAACGGUGGUGAUCGAGUGUUUGAGUCGAAUCAACGGUCGUGGAGACCGGCGCUUCCGAGUAUACCUGAGUGAUCAUCUACUGAUCUACAUGAUAUAUGAUUAGUGGUUAGCAAAUUGAUAGAGGUUUAGUUGUUAUUUUUGUUACACAUAUGUAUUCUUUUGUAAAUAUAAUCUUGAAUUCAAGGUUUUUCAAUAAAUAUGUUUAUUAUAGGUUUUAGCUUUA